This is a messenger RNA of Chlamydomonas reinhardtii, 2085 nucleotides long. RefSeq lists its product as uncharacterized. The record is from RefSeq and is a predicted model, not a curated record. NCBI's taxonomy places the organism in Eukaryota, Viridiplantae, Chlorophyta, Chlorophyceae, Chlamydomonadales, Chlamydomonadaceae. The coding region runs from base 230 to 1279 and encodes 349 amino acids. The transcript has 12 exons.
CCCCUGGUAUUGAAGCUGCUCUUAAAUACCGCCAUCUUAAAUACCGCCUGCGUCGCAAACUUACCGCGACGUCCUCUGCAGCCAAGCCGUUCUUGCGCUUGUCAUUGGCCAUUGUUCCUUAUCCUUGGGAUCUGAUCCCGCUGCCUGAAAACCCUAACUGAGGCACUAAGAGGCUGAGACACUCGCUGCGGUAACCAUCUAGCUGCUCAGAUCCCAAGGAUAAGGAACAAUGGCCAAUGACAAGCGCAAGAACGGCUUGGCUGCAGAGGACGUCGCGGCUCAAGUGGGGAAGAAGUCGAAGAAGGUCAAGAAGGAUCAGUGGGCGAAGGCUGAAGAGGCGGCUCCGCCGGAGGAGGAUAGCAAGAAGGGCAAGAAGGACAAGACGAAGCACAAGAAGGGGGAGGCCGCGCAGGAGGCGCCCAAGUCCGAUAAGAAGCACAAGAAGAAGGACAAGAUAACCAAGCGUACCGAGGUGGAGGAGGAGGAGGCGGAGGCACAGGAGGCGCCGGCGGCCAAGCACAAGAAAAACCAGAACAGCGGCUAUAUGGAGGAGGAGGAGUUGGAGAACUCGCCUUCGCGGGGCGCGCGGGAGGCCAUCCAGCAGCCGGGCAAGAAGCACAAGCAGAAGGACAAGCAGCACGCCGAGGUGGAGGAGGAGGCGGCGGAGGCGCCGGCGGCCAAGCACAAGAAAAACCAGAACAGCGGCUUUAUGGAGGAGGAGGAGGCGGAGGAGGAGGAGUUGGAGAACUCGCCUGCGCGGGGCGCGCAGGAGGCCAUCCAGCAGCCGGGCAAGGUGGUCACCGCCGGGAAGGCCUCCAAGCGUGUGAAGGCCGAGGAGAGUCUAAGCUUUUUACAAACGGAGCUGAAGCUAGCCAAGAAGGACCUUGAGGUGCUUGCUGCCAAGAAGGACCAGGAGCUAGCCAACUUCGGCGGCCUUGUUGAGUUUGUGGAGGCAGAGUGCAUGCCGAAGGCGUACAAGGGCCUGCAGCGCGCCGAGAAGUGGCGUGCGUACUUCAAGAAGAAUGAGAACCUGGCCCAGUGCGCGGCGCAUCACGGGUUCUCCAACCCGGGAGCCGAGAUUGUGACCAUCUUCCGGGACCUGUCAGACGACAUCCACAACCUGAACGCCACGCGCUUCAUGACCCGGUUCAAAACGGAACUGCUGCGAUUUGGGCCGCCGCUGAGCCUGCGACAGGCAGAGCUCCUUGUGUGCAUCGCCACGCACCUCGGCUUCCGCAGCGAGGCGCACGGAGUGCUGGAGAAGACCGUGAGCCCGUAAGGGGGUAAUGCUGGAACAACACGCAGCUGUGCUGCCUCGGUCCUGCCCUCGUCCCUAUCAUGGCGGCCGUAAGCGGACGGCGGCUCAGGGCAUCGCCAUCAGUUCAGCCCAACAAUGCGCACGCAUGCAUAGGGAGGUCAAGGCCAGGACGGUGGAGGAACCCUGCGGCACAUUGACGGCUGGCGGCGGCACUGUUUGCGGACGAAAAGCUGGAGGUCAACGUAGCAACAGGACAGGUACUCGUAAUAAUAGACACAGAAGGGAUUGGGCUGAAGCCAGGCGGCAGGAGCGCGAGAAGCCGUGCACUGAUGAAUGGAUUGAAGUCAAACGAGUGUGGACAAAGAUUGGGGAGCGAGGCGGGCGUUGCAUGGAAGCACUUAGCCUGUGCUUUGUCGUGGGCGCCACUGACCACGUGGACCACUGGAUGUGCGCCUAGCUGGGCGUUGUCCUACGCGACUUGUAAGGUGUUGGCAGGCGUGAAGGUGGUCAGCGUUAGGCGCAGCCUGAGGCACGAGGCGUGGGCUAUCCUCGCCCGGUGCAUUAUUGUUAGCAGCAGCUUCAUAUGUGUAGCGAGGCAAUUGGGACUUCUGCUAGAUGCAAGCCACAUUUCCGACAAGGGGGCUAAGUGGCUAAGUCGAACUCAGUGUCGUGUUGCGUGUGCCUUGGAAGUUGCUGCCUUCGAGCCCCCGUAGAGCCCCUGGGGUGCAGCUGUUAUGCGGACUCGUAUUCUCACCUGGACAGCGGGACGAAGGCGGUGCGCCAUGCGAGAAAGCAUGCUGAGGGAGAGGCCCUAGAGCUAAGCAGGG